GUCAGAUUCUCUUUCUUUCUCUCUCUCUCUCUCUAUUUAUCUCAUUGAGCUUGACUUCAACUUUUUGAAUAAAAUAAACAGUUGACAUCUUCAAGCCCAAGACAACCCUUUUCUCUUUUUUUUUCCAAAAAAAAAACUUUCAUUCAUCACUUGACUUCAGCUCUUUUUCAGCUUCUCAGACUUGAUUUUACAUCAAUCAAAUUUAAUCCGCCAAGCUGGUCUAACACUUUCGAAUUAAGUUGACCCAACAGACUUUGUAUAUCUUAUAAAGCUCUUGUUAUACUUUAUUCAUCUUCCCUUUCACCAUUACACUCCACAAUACAAAUACAUUUUAUUCUUUCAUCUGGCCAUCGGAUUGAACUUGUCAUCUUUCAAUUUCUGUCUCCUUUCCUACAUUCCAAGAUACUUUUUUACACAUCUUUAUCUUAUUUUUUUUACAUCACUCAUAUCCUUUGACGCUUUGAAAAUGUCAUCCGAUACUAUCUCCAACGCUAGCAAUGACAACAUUCUCUCUCGAGUUCAAUCCGGUCAAUCAGAGAACCGUGAUGGGUUUUUUGAAUCGUACUCAUUUCCACCUAAAAACCAUCCAAUCCAAAGAAAUCCUUCGAACCAAACCAAGUCCAAUCAAAUCAAUCCAUUCGAAAGAAUCAAUUCAGUUCAACCUCCUACCAAGCCUUAUCGUUCAAUGUCCGUACCUGGUGUAUUUCCUUUAAGACGUCGACAAAGUUCUGCUAGUCCAUUAAGUAAGAUUAGUUAUAGUGAAGAAAGUAAAGAUGAACCGUCUAUCAUCAAAUCACAAAACGAGGCUUCUUCUCAUCUUAGAAGAGCAUCACUUGGAGGAGAUCCGAAUCAUCAAAUCUCAUUUAACUAUCGUCGAAGGUUAUCGAAUCCUGGAUCAUUUAGUCUUAAACAUGAUCGACAACCAAGUCCAUUAGGAACCAAAGCUUCGAUCACCAAUCGAUCUCAUUCGAAUUCGGUUUCAUCUAGUGCUUCAAGUGGUUAUUUUUCGGAUAUAAGUGAAAUCACUAGUCAAUCCUCAAUCAACGAAUCUGAAAUAAUUCAUUCGGAUGUCUGUCAUCCGAUUCCCAAUCAAUUCAGAAAUAUGACUUCGAAAUCUAAACCUUCUCCACUCGGUUCUCGUAGACCACUUUCGAUUGGUAAUAGUUUACUUUCGACUAUUGAUGAUGAAUUAUCUGUAACACCUUAGUAGCUUUCUCUUUCAAAACGUUUUGCUUUUGUGAGUGUCAAUAGGUUGGAGCCUGAGGAGAUUGAGUUUUUUCAUUUUGCUCGAUUUUUGUUUUUUCAUUUUCCUUUUUCGUCUUUCGAUUCACAAAUAUCUUUUUCUCCUUAAAAACCAAACCCAUUUAUUCUUUUCUCUUUCAAAAAAAUUAACAUCAAUUGCAUCAUCAUCAUCAUCAUCAUUAACGCCAUGUAUAUUUGUAAGAAAAAAACUCCCACCUUAGUUUUUUUUGAUUGUAUGCCAGAAAUUGUUUCAAGUAUUAUUAGAAAUUUUCAUUUACACGAUGAUUCAAUUGUAUGUUUUUUUGAUCAUUUGAUUUUUUAGAAACAACCAGUGAUUUUUAUUUGUUUGGUGGAAAAGAUUAUUUUAUCAUGAAGUUUUGAAUUUGAGAUGCAAAGAAAAAUGCCAAGGAUCAUUUGAACUCAUCU
Molecule: messenger RNA, 1668 nt
Organism: Melampsora larici-populina 98AG31
Lineage: Eukaryota; Fungi; Basidiomycota; Pucciniomycetes; Pucciniales; Melampsoraceae
Exons: 2
Coding region: 467-1207 (246 amino acids)
Source: RefSeq, a predicted model, not a curated record